Molecule: messenger RNA, 5247 nt
Organism: Malassezia restricta
Lineage: Eukaryota; Fungi; Basidiomycota; Malasseziomycetes; Malasseziales; Malasseziaceae
Product: 1,3-beta-glucan synthase
Exons: 1
Coding region: 1-5247 (1748 amino acids)
Biological process (GO): fungal-type cell wall polysaccharide biosynthetic process; (1->3)-beta-D-glucan biosynthetic process
Cellular component (GO): plasma membrane; 1,3-beta-D-glucan synthase complex
Molecular function (GO): 1,3-beta-D-glucan synthase activity
Source: RefSeq, a predicted model, not a curated record
AUGAAUCCUCAAUACCAGGGCGGCUUCGCCGAGUCGCCUGCUCAACAAAAUCCAUAUUAUGCAGGCGGUGGUACUGCGCCAUAUUCUACGACUAGUCUAGACGCCAACGACACACAGCAGGGCGACAUGUAUGGCGGCCAGACUGGUAUGUACCAGCACCCUCCUGCACAGGCAUCCGCCUUGGCAUACCACGAGGUCGCUGCCUCUGGUGUUCGUCAGCGCGAGCCAUACCCUGCUUGGACCGUGGAUAUGCAGAUCCCGCUUUCGAAGGAAGAGAUCGAGGACAUCUUUAUCGACCUCGCCAACAAAUUCGGUUUCCAGCGUGAUAACAUGCGCAAUAUGUUUGAUCACCUCAUGAUUCUGCUCGACUCGCGAGCUAGUCGUAUGAGCCCACAGCAGGCCUUGCUGACCCUGCACGCCGACUACAUCGGUGGCGAACACGCCAACUACCGCAAGUGGUACUUUGCCGCCCAACUCGACCUCGACGACGCUAUCGGCAAGAUCCAAAACCCAGGUCUCGCACGCGCAGCUAGCAUGGCACAGCGCGGCAAUGCCUCCAAGCGUGGGUCCACUCUUUUUGGCACCAAAUCACUCGAAAAUGCGCGCGCGCGCUGGCGUGAUGCCAUGUAUCGCAUGAGCGACUAUGACCGCGUGCGACAACUUGCCCUGUAUCUCAUGUGCUGGGGUGAGGGAAGUCAGGUGCGUUUUGUGCCCGAGUGCCUGUGCUUCAUCUUUAAAUGCGCCGACGACUACUACCGCUCGCCUGAGUGCCAGGGCCGCAUGGACCCGGUGCCCGAGGGUCUGUACCUACAUUCUGUGGUCAAGCCUUUGUAUCGUUUUCUGCGUGAUCAGGUGUUCGAGGUGAUUGACGGCAAGUUUGUGAAGAAGGAGCGUGACCACGACCGAAUCAUCGGAUACGAUGACGUGAACCAGCUCUUCUGGUACUCAGAGGGCAUCCAGCGCAUCAAGCUGAAGGAUGGAACGCGUCUGGUGGAUGUACCACCGCAACAGCGCUUCAUGAAGUUUGACAAAAUUGACUGGGACAGGGCGUUUUUCAAGACAUACAAAGAGAGUCGUUCGUUCCUGCAUCUCCUUGUCAACUUUAAUCGCAUCUGGAUUUUCCACGUAUCACUGUACUGGUACUUUAUGGCUUACAACGCGCCUAAAGCGUACGAGCCUGACAAGGUGCCAAGUGAUGCAGAGAAGCUCAGUGCAUCAGCCCUAGGAGGCGCCGUGUCGACGUUCUUUAUGAUCUGCGGCACGCUUGUUGAAGUGAUGUAUAUCCCCACCACCUGGAACAAUACGAACCACCUAUUUGGCCGCCUGGUUUUCCUCGGUAUCUGUAUGGCGCUCAUGAUUGCCCCGGCCGUCUAUGUUUUCGGAUUCAACAAAGACGGUCAUGUGGGCUACGUGAUUUCCGUCGUACAAAUGGCUGUCGCUUCGGUCCUCACUGCAUUCUUCUCGAUCGUGCCGUCAGGCUACCUGUUCGGCGACCGUGUCGCAUGGCGCCGACGCAAGUACAUGGCGAACCAGACGUUUACUGCGUCGUACGCACCCCUCCCUUUGUCACGUCGCUUCUUUUCGAUUUUGUUAUGGGUCCUUGUGUUUGGCUGCAAGCUCACGGAAAGUUACUACUUCCUGGCCCUGUCAUUCAAGGAUCCGUUCGGUGUGCUUGUCACGAUGCGUGUGCAAGAAUGCCAUGACCGCUACUUUGGCACGCAUCUGUGCUCACUGCAGCCGACGUUCGCUCUAUCAGCCAUGAUGCUGAUGGAUCUGUGCCUGUUCUUCCUCGAUACCUUCUUAUGGUACGUCGUUUGGAGCACCGUCUUUAGUUUGGGCUGGGCGUUCUAUCUUGGUCUGUCCGUGUGGACGCCUUGGUCUGACAUUUAUCAACGUCUGCCAAAGCGAAUCUACUCCAAGAUCCUCGCUACGGCCGAUAUGGAAGUCAAGUACAAACCCAAGGUGCUUGUGUCGCAGGUAUGGAACGCCAUCAUCAUUUCCAUGUACCGUGAACAUCUGCUGUCGAUCGACCACGUUCAGCGUCUGCUGUAUCACCAGGUGCCGGCGGACAACUCGCCUCACAAGCGCACGUUGCGUGCUCCGCCGUUCUUCUUGAACCAGCUUGACUCUGGCCCCAGGCCCGAGUUCUUCCCCAAGGGUUCAGAGGCCGAGCGGCGUAUCAGCUUCUUCGCACAGUCCCUCAUGACCUCGAUUCCAGAGCCGUUGCCUGUCGAUGCGAUGCCAACCUUCUCAGUGCUGACACCGCAUUACGGUGAAAAAAUUCUACUGUCGCUGCGUGAGAUUAUCCGUGAAGAGGACCAGAAUACGCGUGUUACACUGCUCGAGUACUUGAAGCAACUGCAUCCUGUCGAAUGGGACAACUUCGUGAAGGACACCAAGAUUCUUGCUGAAGAGUCAGGCAACUUUGCAGGCGAUGCUCCGUUUGGCUUUGAAGACGAAAAGUCGAAUCUCAAGGGCGGCAAGACAGAUGAUCUGCCGUUCUAUUGCAUUGGUUUCAAGUCGGCUGCGCCAGAAUACACACUGCGUACGCGAAUUUGGUCGUCGUUGCGUGCACAGACGUUGUACCGAACGGUGAGUGGCUUUAUGAACUACAACAAGGCCAUCAAGCUGCUGUACCGUGUCGAGAACCCUGAAAUUGUGCAGUUGUUCGGUGGUAACACGGAGCGCCUCGAGCAAGAAUUGGAACGCAUGAGCCACCGCAAAUUUAAAUUCGUAAUUUCGAUGCAGCGCUACUCGCGUUUCAACAAGGAAGAGAUUGAGAACACUGAAUUCUUGCUGCGUGCUUACCCCGAUCUGCUGAUUGCCUACUUGGAUGAAGAACCAUCGCCCAAGGAGGGCGGCGAGUCUCGAUGGUACUCGGCGUUGGUCGAUGGCUACUGCGAGAUGCUCCCCACUGGUCGUCGUCGUCCCAAGUUCCGUAUCGAGCUGCCUGGCAACCCGAUUUUGGGUGACGGCAAGUCGGACAACCAGAACCAUGCCGUCAUCUUCCAUCGUGGUGAAUUCCUGCAGCUGAUUGAUGCUAACCAAGACAACUAUCUGGAGGAAUGUCUCAAGAUCCGUAACGUCCUUGCCGAGUUUGAGACGAUCGACAUGCCAGCCGAGAACCCCUACGGCCCAGCUUACAACGUCUUUAGCAAGGCGCCUGUGGCAAUUGUGGGCUCGAAGGAGUACAUUUUCUCGGAAAACAUCGGUAUUCUUGGUGAUGUGGCAGCUGGUAAGGAGCAAACCUUCGGUACUAUGGCUGCGCGUGGUAUGGCCCAGAUCGGUGGUAAGUUCCACUACGGUCACCCUGACUUUUUGAACUCGGUGUACAUGACAACGCGUGGUGGUGUGUCCAAGGCGCAAAAGGGUCUGCAUCUAAACGAGGAUAUCUAUGCUGGUAUGAUGGUGUUCCAGCGUGGCGGUCGUAUCAAGCACUCGGAGUACUACCAGUGUGGUAAGGGUCGUGACCUUGGUUUUGGUACCAUUCUCAACUUUAUUACCAAGCUGGGCAACGGUAUGGGCGAGCAAAUUCUGUCGCGUGAAUACUACUACUUUGGUACGCAACUGCCCGUGGAUCGUUUCCUGACGUUCUACUAUGGCCACCCUGGUUUCCACAUCAACAACAUCAUGGUCAUUUUGGCGGUACAUCUGUUUAUGUUUGCACUUAUGUUCAUCGGUUCGCUGUAUUCGACGCUGGAAGUGUGCCCUGACACGCAGGGCAUUCCCUUUGUGCUGGGUCAGGGCGAGUGUUACUACUUGAACCCGAUUGUGUACUGGGUGCAGCGUACAGUCAUUAGUAUCCUGCUCGUGUUCAUGAUUGCCUUUUUGCCGCUAUUCCUCCAGGAACUCUCGGAGCGUGGUGCCGUCUUUGCGCUGGUACGUCUGAUGAAGCAGUUCGUGUCGAUGAGUCCGCUCUUCGAAAUCUUUACGACACAAAUUUACUCGCACUCUCUCAUCACGAACCUGACGUUUGGUGGUGCGCGUUACAUCGCGACGGGUCGUGGCUUUGCUACCACACGUCUGAGCUUUGCGCUACUGUACUCGCGAUUCGCUGGUCCAUCAAUUUACUCCGGCUUGCAGUACCUACUGAUGUUGUUCUACGCUACGCUCACUGUGUGGAUGCCGCAUCUCAUCUACUUCUGGGUCAGUCUCGUGGCGCUGUGUGUGGCUCCAUUCCUGUUCAAUCCCCACCAAUUUUCGUUCUCUGAUUUCAUUAUCGACUAUCGCGAGUUCUUGCGCUGGAUGGGCCGUGGCAACAGUCGCAGCCACGCCAAUUCGUGGAUCGGUUACUGCCGUCUUAGUCGGACGCGCAUCACGGGUUACAAGCGCAAGCGUUUGGGCCACCCGAGUGAAAAGCUCGUGGCUGACUUGCCGCGUGCCAGCUGGAAGACGAUCCUGAUCCACGAGCUGCUGAUGCCCACGAUGGUGGCGGUCAUCUUUGCCGUCACGUACGCGUACGUGAAAAGCUUCCCAGCACCGGGUCUCACGUUUGAGGAUGGCGAGUUCCAGGGCGGUAUCGCGCGACUGGCCAUUAUCGUGUUGGUGCCGAUUGCAUGGAAUGCCGUGGUACUGCUGGUGCUCUUCUUUGUGUCACUCUUCUUUGGCCCUGCGCUGCAAUCGUGCUGCGCGAAGUUUGGCAGUGUCAUGGCGAGCCUGGCUCAUGGCCUUGCCAUCCUUGGUCUGUUUGCCGUGCUCGAAUUCUUCUGGUACAUUGAGUACUGGAACUCGGCCAACACGGUGCUGGGUAUCGUCGCCAUGAUUGCGAUCCAGCGUGCCAUUUUCAAGUUCCUCACGGGCAUUGUCAUUUCGCGUGAAUUCAAGCACGACGAGACGAACCGCGCGUGGUGGACUGGUCGCUGGUACGGUCGUGGCCUUGGUGGCAGCGCCUUCAGUCAGCCCCUGCGCGAAUACAUUGUAAAGAUCAUCGAGAUGAGUCAGUUCUCCGCCGACUUCAUCAAUGCACACCUGCUCAUGUUUGCUCUUUCUAUCCCCCUGGCUGUGCCAUUUAUUGACAGGAUCCACUCGACUGCGCUGUUUUGGCUCCGCCCGUCCAAACAGAUCCACGCCCCUAUUUACUCGCUUCGUCAACGUGCACAGCGCCGCUCGAUUGUGAUGCGGUACUCGAUUGUGUUCCUGUUCGCCUGGCUCGUGUUCCUUGCUCUAAUUUUGGUCCCUGCGAUCGUCCAGGCAGUCAUGAGCGACGAAGACAAGGCCGAUGCAUGCCACUUUUGCCGUACGCUCUAA